AUGCGCCUCAUCAAUCUAUACACUUACGAGUUCAGAAGCUUCUACGGCAGCGAGAUCCCGCAAUAUGCCAUCCUCUCACACUGCUGGAGCGCGCACGAAAUCUCCUACGACAAGUUCUGGAGACAAAAGGCCAGCUUUGUCGAAUUCUGCCAGCACGUCCGGCGUCUAACCGGAAGCAGAGCAGUUCAUUCCAGCACAGGGUGCGAGAAGAUCGUCGGCUUCUGCCAAUAUGCUCGAAGUAGGCCUGCUCGAGCCUGGAAUGAAUCUGAGAUGGACACACGGGAGACCUGGCUGGAAUGGGGCUGGGUUGAUACUUGUUGCAUCGAUGUUCGCAGCAGCGCUGAAUUGUCUGAAGCUAUUCAGUCUAUGUACCCGUUUUACGAGUACGCUGCGGUGUGCUAUGCAUAUAUCGCAGAUGUGCCUGCCGGGGCAAAGGCUGAUACAGACUCUUUUUUCAACAGUAGAUGGUUCAGACGAGGCUGGACUUUGCAGGAACUACUCGCGCCUUGGGAUGUCAUCUUCUGCAAUGAGCAAUGGGAGCUCAUGGGACACAAAUGCACACAUGGCCCAGCGAUACAUGACGCCUGCGAUCUACCGUCACACCUGAAGCUUCAAUUUGGCGACUCCAUUAAAAAGCAUAUUCAAAAUGCAUCUGGAAUUGAUGUCAAGUAUCUACUAAGUCCACAUGCUCCUCUGGCUGCAAGUGUGGCAUGUAGGAUGAGCUGGGCCGCACAGCGAGAGACCAAAAGAGUGGAAGACCAGGCUUAUUCCCUGCUUGGAGUUUUCGAUAUCAACAUGCCUAUGUUGUACGGAGAAGGAAGGAAAGCUUUUCUACGACUGCAGCACCACAUUCUUCAAACCUCCAACGACUCUUCCAUAUUCGCCUGGAAUCGGGAUUCUGUCCCAGGCCAGUCGAUGGUUGCGUCUAGCCCGCAAGACUUCUCAGGAUGUCGGGAUGUGUACCGUGUCGAGAAUGGUCGAGCUACCUUCGACCUCACGAAGAAUGGCCUUGAGUUCCGUGGCACCGUCAUAAAACGGAAUAGGAGUUUCUACGUGAUCAGGCUGGACUGUGUCUCGCCAGGCGGAACGCUAAUCGAGGUGGCCAUUCCGAAUGCUAUGACAAUGAACGAUGCACAAUUCCAGCGCUUGAGCUACGGUUCUUACUUGAAUAAAGCAGCCGGAGAGAAGCAUUCGAACACGCAACAGGAGCCGGACCAGGCUGACUUCCUCUGUCUACGAGCCUCGGAGCCCAUGCCGGGACCGCAGAUCUUGCGACAACUAUGCCAUGAGCUCGAUGUGGCGUUUCUUUCAAAUAGCCUGCAAGGGCUCUCCCAAACGGUCGCCCAAAACUUUCUGCGGGAUGUUGAUGUAGAUGACCUGAAGAAGCACCCCGUGUGGAAGCACAUCGGCUGGGUUUAUGACGCGGUUGCAGGAAGAGCUCUGGAUCACGGCCAACGCGAGGGUGCCACUGAUGUCGAAGAGUCAAACGCGGAAUCGUGGCACGGUAUCUUGGAUAAGGCACGUCGAUUGGCUAGUGCAGCCAAAAGGCACAGCACGCUUCCUCGCCCCAUCCAUCAACCUCCCGUCCUCAAUAAUGGCUCGCUCAUGCCGCGCCUUCCCAAUCUCACCGGCGACAUCCCUAGCCACGACAUCAAACAAAAACAGCUUGCCCUCCUUUCCAAGAAAAGUCGCAGUGACACUGACAUCCUCUCCAACCUGCGUGGCAGCCGUAUGCGUCAUAUCAACCCGAACACCGACGGACAACUGUCCUGGCGCUAG
This is a messenger RNA of Saxophila tyrrhenica, 1779 nucleotides long. RefSeq lists its product as uncharacterized. NCBI's taxonomy places the organism in Eukaryota, Fungi, Ascomycota, Dothideomycetes, Mycosphaerellales, Extremaceae. Bases 1 to 1779 code for a protein of 592 amino acids. The transcript is spliced from 2 exons. The record is from RefSeq and is a predicted model, not a curated record.